AUUAACCUAUUGUAAUAACAAGGAUUAAGGUAAAGAAAACGCAACAUUAAUCGUUGAUUACAAAUUUGAAAAGGGUAUUUAAAAAUUGGGAAGGGGUAUUUUAGUAUAACAAGACUGUUCUUAUUGGUGGGGCUCAUGUUCCCCCUUACUCUAUCGAUUAUCGUUUCUUUGAACCGUUGUCAGCAUCACUUCACACUUCUCUACACUCUUACCUUUCUUCCCAAACCCCAAUUCCUUUCCCUCUAUGUUUUCUCUGCUCAACAACAGAGUUUAAAAGCCGAAAACUUCCAUUACAACUAAAAUUUUCCUUUCCACACUCAUAUAAAAAAAGAAAAAAAAAACCCAUAAAUUCAUAAUGCUAAGCUACUCGAGUAGCAGAAGCAGUAGUAAAUUACCCUCUUCAUCUCAACUACUCCCCACAUUACUCUACUUGUACUUACUUACUCUAACAGUUGCACUUGCUACUUCCACCUCACUCCCCCCUACCCCAGGGGGUGAAAGUGAAGCAAAUUAUCAUCAUUAUGGUGGUGAAAUGGGAAUUUUCCUCAGUAAUAAGGGUAGAAGUCUUGCAGAAGGUCCAAGUUAUAGUAGUGGAGAAAAUGGAGAAGGGAAUAAUAUAAAUGGAGGUUAUGGAGGUUAUGGAGGAGAGAGUUCAUUGUUGAUAUUGGCUCCAAGAAGAACACAUAGAAAAGAUCCUAUUGAUGGGUUUAAGUAUUAUAAUGGUGGUUGGAAUAUUAGUGAACGUCAUUACUGGGCUUCUGCAGGUUUCUCUGCUGCUCCGCUGUUCAUCAUCUCCUUAACCUGGUUCCUUGUAUUUGGGCUGUGUCUAUUAAUCAUUUCUCUCUGUCACUUCUGUUGUCGAAGGGAGCAACGCUUUGGCUAUUCACGUGUAGCUUACAUUUUAUCACUCGUACUUCUUAUACUCUUCACGCUUGCUGCAGUUAUAGGAUGUCUUGUUUUAUAUACUGGACAAGCAAAGUUUCAUCGUAGUACCAUAUCAACAUUGGAAUAUCUUAAAAGUCAAGCUGAUACAACUGUUUGGAAGCUCAACAAUGUGUCUGAUUAUCUUUCCUCAGCAAAGCAGAUAGGGGUACAAAACAUUUUCUUGCCUUCUAAUGUGCAGACCGACAUUGAUGAAAUCGACAUGAAAAUCACUGCUUCUUCUAGCUUACUUGAUCAUCAAUCAACUGACGCUGCUGAUGACAUACGAGAUGUAUUAGAUUCCUUGAGGCUUGCCCUGAUCAUAGUUGCAGCCAUCAUGCUUUUCUUAGCAUUUCUGGGAUUCGUCUUUUCGAUGUUUGGCAUGCAAGUUCUCGUCUACACGCUUGUGGUUUUUGGAUGGAUUCUGGUUACUGGGACAUUCAUCUUGUGUGGUGUAUUCCUCCUAUUCCACAAUGUUGCAGGAGAUACUUGUAUGGCUAUGCGCCAAUGGACUGAGAACCCCACGGCUCAUACAGCAUUAGACGAGAUACUUCCCUGUGUCGACCCUGCUACUUCACAGGAAACAUUAAAACGAAGCAAGGAGGUUACUUCUCAGCUUGUGGACUUGGUUAACUCAGUCAUAUCCAAUGUUUCGAACAUCAAUUUUGGCCCGCAAUUUAGACCUUUCUAUUACAACCAAUCUGGUCCUCUAUUGCCCUUCGUCUGCAAUCCGUUUUCACAAGUUGAUUUAUUGGACCGUCCAUGUGCUCGUGGUGAAGUCAACUUGAACAAUGCUACUCAGGUAUUGGGGAACUAUGUGUGCCAGGUUGAUCCAAAUGGGAUAUGCUUUACUACAGGGCGCUUGACACCAGCUAUGUAUGGCCAAAUUGCUACCGCUGUGAAUGUGAGCUAUGGCUUGUACAACUAUGGUCCUGACCUUGUUGCAUUAGAAGACUGCUCGUUUGUCAGGGAGACGUUCACGAGCAUAUACAGCGAUCAUUGCCCUGGACUUCGACGAUACAGUAGAUGGGUGUAUGCAGGGCUGGUUAUGGUGUCUUUUGCAGUUAUGUUUUCUCUCAUUUUCUGGGUAAUUUAUGGUAGGGAACGUAAGCACAGAUUGUAUACCAAACGGCGCUUAAGCCAAGGUGGUCAUAAGAAACCUUCAAGGAUGGAUUAUAACUAAUUCUUGCUGUAACUCUGAUACUAUUGCUUAUUAAUCAUUAUUAGCAUUCUCA
Molecule: messenger RNA, 2156 nt
Organism: Beta vulgaris subsp. vulgaris (sugar beet)
Lineage: Eukaryota; Viridiplantae; Streptophyta; Magnoliopsida; Caryophyllales; Amaranthaceae
Exons: 9
Coding region: 356-2104 (582 amino acids)
Cellular component (GO): plasmodesma; plasma membrane
Source: RefSeq, a predicted model, not a curated record